Messenger RNA from Stereum hirsutum FP-91666 SS1, 438 nucleotides. RefSeq lists its product as uncharacterized. The record is from RefSeq and is a predicted model, not a curated record. Bases 1 to 438 code for a protein of 145 amino acids. Lineage: Eukaryota; Fungi; Basidiomycota; Agaricomycetes; Russulales; Stereaceae. The transcript has 3 exons.
AUGUUUGGCUCUCAUACUUUCCGCCUUGCAUCUCGAGCUUUCGCUGUCCAGCGCCUCCAUAGACCUACCAUUGCCCUUCCCCGCGCCUCUCGGCAGUUCUCAGUAUCUCGCAUCCAGCAUCUGGAACUCCCUCCGGAACUCACAAAACAUAUUGAGCAUACUGAGCUGUACCAAAAGCUGAAGGACAAGCCGGAGGCUAUUGUCGCUCUCGUGAGACUCGCAAACAUUGUGGAAGAUGCAGGCAUUGACUUGUCCAGUGGGAAACCACCAUCACCAAUUCAAUUAUUCCGCCUAGCGAGCAACAGAAAGUUUAAUAGGGAGGUCCAGAGCGUGAUGCAGGAGCUGGAGAAGGCUGGUAUCGACAUUAGUUCCCAGUCUGCUAUGCAGGAAAUGAUGACUAUGGCGAUGACGACGAGAACACCACCAAAAGACGAGUAG